Molecule: messenger RNA, 777 nt
Organism: Trichoderma citrinoviride
Lineage: Eukaryota; Fungi; Ascomycota; Sordariomycetes; Hypocreales; Hypocreaceae
Product: HIT-like protein
Exons: 2
Coding region: 1-777 (258 amino acids)
Biological process (GO): double-strand break repair; single strand break repair
Cellular component (GO): nucleus
Molecular function (GO): mismatched DNA binding; single-strand break-containing DNA binding; DNA 5'-adenosine monophosphate hydrolase activity
Source: RefSeq, a predicted model, not a curated record
AUGGCCCCCCAACCAAAACAACCAUCACCACAAUCCUCAUCCCUUCCAACCUCAUCAGCACUCAAACCCCGCUCCUCCUCGCGGCCGCCACACGCCUUCAAGAACCGCAUGGCCCUCGGCGCCUACAUCGACGCCCCCGAAUCCUUCCCCCCCUCCGUCGUCAUCUACCACAACGCCGACUUCGUCGUCAUCCACGACCGCUUCCCCAAGGCCACGGUGCACAUCCUACUACUCCCGCGGUCCCCCCAACACAGACUCCUGCAUCCGUUCGAGGCCCUUCAAGAUGUCGAGUUUCUGGGUAAAGUGAGGGCUGAGACGGAGAGGCUCAAGGUGCUCGCUGCGGGGGAGCUGCAGAGACGGUUGGGCAGGUUCAGUCGGGCUGAUGCGAGGAGGGAGGCUGUUCUCAAUGGGGAGGAGGAGGAGGCGGACCUUCCACAGCUCCCCCGGGGAAGAAACUGGCUCGCCGAAAUCCGCUGCGGCGUCCACGCCGUGCCCAGCAUGGGCCACAUGCACGUCCACGUCUUCUCGCGCGACAUGCACUCGCCCUGCAUGAAGCACCGCAAGCACUACAACUCGUUCAACACGCCCUUUCUGGUGGACAUUGCCGACUUCCCGCUCGCGAGGGAGGACGUCGGGCGCGGGAGGGGGGACGCCAGGGAGCAGGGCUUCAUGAAGAGGGAUCUCGUGUGCUGGCGCUGCGGGAGGAAUUUCGGGAACCGCUUCAAGGAGCUCAAGGGGCAUCUUGAAGACGAGUUUGAGCAGUGGAAGAGGGAGUGA